Molecule: messenger RNA, 4264 nt
Organism: Anneissia japonica
Lineage: Eukaryota; Metazoa; Echinodermata; Crinoidea; Comatulida; Comatulidae
Product: membrane metallo-endopeptidase-like 1
Exons: 25
Coding region: 504-2795 (763 amino acids)
Biological process (GO): protein processing
Cellular component (GO): plasma membrane
Molecular function (GO): metalloendopeptidase activity
Source: RefSeq, a predicted model, not a curated record
AUAUGGAGGAGACGCACGGUUCGUUGGUCACGCCGGUAAUGUUAAGAUAUAAAACUAGCAUCCUCUACUGAUUGUGACUGGUCAAUCACAUCACGUAAUCAGGAAAAACGUUUUAAUUUAGAAUCAACUUUAAUAGUUAUGGAAAUAGGAAUGAAGAGUUAGUGGACGCAUUGAGUGACGGAAUAAAAUCUACAUACUGUACAAAAUCAACUUUAAUAGUUAUGGAAAUAGGAAGGAAGAGUUUGUGGACGCAUUGAGUGACGGAAUAAAAUCUACAUACUGUACAAGUGUGGACUAAUCUUCGAGGCUUCUAGAUAGCAGAGCCAGAGAGUUUACCUUUCAAAGGUCAAAGGCCCAAGUGUACCUGACUCGUUUACUGACCCGGCAUUUAACUACUUCAAAGGUAAAUUGUUGAUACGCCUGCAGUACCUCUUUAACUCAGUUCGUCAUUUAUGUAACGAAGGAGUUUAGAAAGGUAGUAGCAUUAGAAACAAAAGGUCAGUAUGACGUCAAAUAUCACACACAGUAGUAGUAAAUCUGAGCUUUUUAUGGAAGAGAGGAAAAUACAGAAUCGAGGUAUGGAGCGAGUACUUAUGGUUACUGCAGUCUGUCUUACAUUUGUCGUUAUAGGACUUAUUAUUUCUACAGCUGUUAUAGGUACAGACAGAAAUAACUUGAGGCGUGAGGUCAAUGAACUCAAGAAUGAACGGAGGCGUGAGGUCAAUGAACUCAAGAAUGAAACGGACACAUGUCUAACAGAUCAUUGCGUGAAGAUGGCCGGAAAUCUAAUAUCAAAUAUGAACCCUGAAAUUGAUCCGUGUGACAAUUUCUUUGAAUUUUCAUGCGGCGGUUGGGAGCGGCGUUACGCCAUUCCGGAGGACCAAUCAAGUUAUUCUGCUUUCAGUGUUCUCAGAGAGGAGGUGCAGCUAGUGUUGCGAGAUAUUUUGUCCCAAGAUGUUAACCCAGAGGAACCAGAUUCUUUCAGGAAAGCUAGAGAUUUUUACAAAUCAUGUAUGGAUGAAGACAUCAUCGAGGAAAAGGACGCAUCUCCGCUAAUUGACCUUAUGGAGUACCUUGGAGGAUGGCCAGUUCUUGGCCCAAGUCCAGGCGGCAUGUGGUCCAGUACCGGAUAUAAAUUUGAGAAACUCUGGGCAAAGCUCUCGGGCGAAUUCAAUAAUAAUCACAUCAUCAGUACAUACGUGGAUAACGAUGAUAAAAAUUCCUCAAGGUACAUAUUAAAGAUUGAUCAACCAGAAUUAGGUAUGCCGAGCAGGGAGUAUUAUUUGUACAGUGAAUAUGCCGACAUAAAAGAAGCGUAUUUAACAUAUAUGACAACAGUAGCAACGAUGUUAAAUGGUGAUUCACUGAUGGUAAAACAAGAUAUGGCUGAUCUGUUGGAUUUUGAAACAAAGUUAGCCAAUUUAACGACUCCUGAAGAGGAACUUAGAGACAAUGAAGCUUUGUACAACCUGAUGACGUUAGAAGAGUUGUCCGCAUAUGUACCAUUGAUAGACUGGCGAUACUUCUUUGAUACUAUUACACCUGAAAAGGUCAAACCAAUUCUGGAUUCUGAGCCAAUCAUCAACCGUAAUCCCAGAUUUAUUCGUGAAGUUUCGCAAUUAGCCGUGGUUGACACGCCACCAAGGGUCAUUGUCAACUAUUUUCUAUGGAGACUAACCAUGAAUCGUAUACAAAAUAUGGGUGAGCGAUUUCGUCACGUCAGACAGCAGUAUUACAAGGUACUUUAUGGUGCAAGUUCGGAGUCAUCUCGGUUCAGAUCAUGUACUGACUAUGUCAACAGUAUUUUGAAUUUCGCUGUUGGUCGAAUGUACAUCGAUAAAACGUUCACAGGUGAUAGCAAGGAAAAUACAGUGGAGAUGAUCGACUAUUUGCGAGAAGCUUUUAUUGAAAUGCUGAAAUAUAACGACUGGAUGGACGAAGAUGCAAAAAUUGUUGCAGCAGAGAAGUGCAAUGCAAUGUAUGACCAAGUGGGAUACCCUGAUUGGAUCAAGGACGAUAACACUUUGGACAAAGAAUAUGCUAGUAUUGAUUUAGGCGACUCCGACUACUUUGGAAACGUGCUUGCAUACUUGAACUGGACGGCUCAAAUGAAUUUUGGGUACUUGCGUGAAAAAGUCGACAAAACAGAGUGGAGUAUAGGCCCCGCCUUGGUGAACGCGUUCUACAGUUCGAGUAAAAACACAAUUGUUUUUCCAGCCGGGAUUCUCCAACCACCAUUUUACAACAACAAGUCACCAUGGUAUCUGAAUUAUGGUGGAAUUGGUGCCGUAAUUGGUCAUGAAAUUACUCAUGGUUUUGAUGACAGAGGUCGUCAGUACGAUAAAGACGGGAACCUGGUGCAGUGGUGGAGCGACGAAUCAAUCGAAAAAUUCACUGAACGGGCUCAGUGUAUAAUUGAUCAGUAUGAUAGUUACGUCAUGCCAGAAAAUGAUAUGAAUUUAAAUGGUAUACAGACCCAAGGUGAGAAUAUUGCCGACAACGGUGGACUAGCGGAAGCAUAUAGAGCUUACAGGUCAUUUAUUGAAAGUCGUGGAAGAGAAGAACCGCUACUCCCUGGUCUCAACUACACACAAGAUCAACUCUUCUUCAUUAACUAUGCACAAGUAUGGUGCAGUGCUUUCCGUCCAGAGGGCGCCACUAGUCAGAUUCUAUCAGGAGUACACAGUCCAGGACGAUACAGAGCGAUUGGAGCAACCCACAACAGUGACGAUUUCGCCAGAGUAUUUAGUUGUCCAAAGGCGAAUCCACCACAAACGAAGUGUAAAGUGUGGUAAACAAACAAAAUGACGAAUUUCGAAUUACAAUUGCUCAAUCAAUCAUCUCUGACAAGAAAUAAUUCACCUCGAAGCUCUUUUGAACCUCAAUUUGAAUAAUCUCUAUCAGAUAUUGAUAACAAUUCUGUGUGAAAAUUCCAAAAACAUUUUGUAAUUUGUACAUAGAAAAGUGUAAUUUUACAAAACAGUGAUACAUAGAUUAGAUAGGUAGGCCUACCGUGAUUUCAUAAAAUGAGUGUUUGGCGCGUCAUAUUCUUAGUAACUCUUGUCAUCUCAAUUGACAAUAUAUAUAUAGUAUAUAAACAUAAUAGUGUAGAUAAGAAAGUCAUUCAUCGUUUUGAAGAUAGCCUUUUAGUAUCAGACUAAUGACUUUUGUAUGAGCGGCCACCUGGGUCGCUUUUAGUGUAAAAUCUGUGUAAUACUGCAGUUUCUACCCAUCUACAUUUACCUUGUAAUGAAGUUACAGGUUUGUGUAGUUAAAAAAAAUAAUUUGAUGUUUGAAAACAAAGAGUAAUGUCCACCUUAAACAGAUGUUUUAAAAUAUAUUUUAAUAGAUAUGACAUAACAAAUUUUGGCUGUCCACUUCAUAUCAUUCAAUAUUUAAAAAUAUACAGCAAUAAAUUAUGUAAAUUUUUAAACGGUAAACUUUCACUAUUUCGAUGUUGAGACAAAUGUUAAUAAUACAAACUAAAGUUUGAAAAUAAAUUGUAAAAUAUUCCGUAACUUGAACUACAUAGGCCUAUUGUAAAUAGUUUGUGUUAGCAACAAUGCAUAGGGGCCUAUACUUUAAUAACCAGCAUUUGAUAUUUUGCAUUAAAAUAAGUUACAAAAUUUUAAUUUGAAAAUCAUUUAUUAUGAAUUAAUGUAAAAAUCUCAUAUAAAUUGAUUCAGGUUUAAAAUAUUUUAAUAACUUUCUAGUUACAGUACUGUAUUUACAAUGGUACUUUAAUCAGUUUUAAGUAAUAUUUCGUAAAUAUGAGUAAACGUUACCGUAAUAAAUGACCUGACUAUUCUGUACUAACCACAAUGAAUAAUUUAUUUUAUGUUUGGAAAUAGAAGAUUGUAAUUAAAAUUAUUGUAAUUGUCCACACUUAAUAUUUUGUAUCAGCAUGUUAAAGUAUUUAACCAUCAAAAGAAAGAAAUCACAAAGACUACUAAAGUUUGAGAAUUUUAAUUUUGAAAACCAUUUAUUAUGUAUGUACACAUCUACAGCUUAAAUAUAACAGAGUCGAGUAUGGUUUCCGAACCAAAAUAUGAUAUAUAUUUUGAAAUAAGAUCUAGCUACAGUAUUUACUAUGUACAUUAACCAAUUUCAAGCACCUAAUCAUCAAUUACUUUCCUUCAUUAUAUUUCUUUUAAAAAUAGCAGCAUAGUUUGAGGUAUACUGUAUCAAAUGCUUGAGUCAUUAUAUAGAUUCUGGUGUGAUGAUGAGAACUCAAUAAAUGAAGGGAAUCUCUAUGUAAGUUAAA